Fomitiporia mediterranea MF3/22 is the source of this 864-nucleotide messenger RNA. Its product is annotated as williams-Beuren syndrome critical region protein 22. NCBI's taxonomy places the organism in Eukaryota, Fungi, Basidiomycota, Agaricomycetes, Hymenochaetales, Hymenochaetaceae. Gene Ontology annotation, biological process: rRNA (guanine-N7)-methylation. The record is from RefSeq and is a predicted model, not a curated record. The transcript is spliced from 6 exons. Gene Ontology annotation, molecular function: rRNA (guanine) methyltransferase activity. Gene Ontology annotation, cellular component: nucleolus. Bases 1 to 864 code for a protein of 287 amino acids.
AUGUCAAGACCAGAGCUCGUAGCACCUCCAGAAAUAUAUUAUGGCGACACAGAAGCGAAGAAAUACACUUCUAACACACGAAUACAACAGAUACAAAGCGACAUGACAUACAGAGCGCUUGAACUACUCAACUUACCUGAGGGCGAACCGAAAUUUCUGCUUGAUAUUGGGUGUGGUUCUGGGUUGUCUGGCGAGAUCUUGGAUGAAGAAGGACACAUUUGGGUUGGUGUGGAUAUCGCUCCUAGUAUGCUAGAGGUCGCACUGGAACGUGAAGUAGAAGGCGACUUAUUCCUACAUGAUAUCGGGCAAGGAUUCGGGUUCAGACCUGGAAGUUUUGACGGAGCCAUUAGCAUAUCCGUCAUCCAAUGGCUCCUAAACGCAGAAACCUCCCAUCCUUCCUCCUCACCCCCAGCCCGUCUCACGCGCUUCUUCACCUCCCUCCACGCCGCUCUUCGCAACCCCUCACGCGCCAUCCUCCAAUUCUACCCUUCCUCAGAUGACCAAAUCCAUCUCAUCACUUCUAUUGCCCAGCGAGCUGGCUUCGGCGGAGGUGUCGUUGUGGAUUACCCGAAUUCCAAGAAAGCUAGAAAGGUAUUUUUGUGUUUAUUCGUUGGCUCGGGCGGUGGAGCGCAACAGGUCCCGAGGGGACUUGAAGGUGAGGAAGAAGAGGAUGUUAGAGAGAAGACUGUUGCAUAUGAGAGGAGAAGAGAAAAAGAGCGGAAGAGAUCGAGAGGUGGGAAACGCCAGGACGUUAAGACCAAGGAUUGGAUUUUAAAGAAAAAAGAGCUGUAUCGCCAACGAGGGAAAGAAAGCGUGCCCAACGAUUCGAGAUAUACUGGCCGGAAGCGAAGAGCAGUUUUCUGA